Molecule: messenger RNA, 4035 nt
Organism: Closterium sp. NIES-65
Lineage: Eukaryota; Viridiplantae; Streptophyta; Zygnematophyceae; Desmidiales; Closteriaceae
Source: the annotation of a GenBank genome assembly
AUGUUUCCUUCCUGCGUGUCUUUUCUCUCCAUCAUGCAUACCUCCCUCUGUGCUGUGUGUGUUCUGGUAUGCAUACCAGCAGCACAGCAGUGCAAUGCGGUGCGCUAUGUUGUGCUCCUCCGCGUUGCUGCGCGGCAGGUCACUACUGAGGAUCACGGCAGUGGUGGCAGACUGGGCGGGGAUACCCGAGGAGGAGGCGCUGGAGGUGAUGGCGAGGAGCCACAGGUGGCACCUCAUCAAGCGUCUUACCCUGCCGCACCCCAUCAAGCGUCUUACCCUGCCGCACCCCAUCCCGCCCUCCCUCUGUGUGUUGCCUCUUGCUGCUGCAGGACGUUGCUGAGGAUCCGCGCAGUGGCGGCGGACUGGGCGGGGAUUCCGGAGGAGGAGGCACUGUCAAUGAGGACGCUCCUCAUGUUCUAUGCUAUGCUCUAUCUUGUGCUCCUCCUCCUUGCUGCUCCGCUGCAGGACGUUGCUGAGGAUCCGCGCAGUGGCGGCGGACUGGGCGGGGAUUCCGGAGAAGGAGGCACUGUCAAUGAGGACCCUCCUCAUGACGUUGCUGAGGAUCCACGCAGUGGCGGCGGACUGGGCGGGGAUUCCGGAGAAGGAGGCACUGUCAAUGAGGACCCUCCUCAUGACGUUGCUGAGGAUCCGCGCAGUGGCGGCGGACUGGGCGGGGAUUCCGGAGGAGGAGGCGCUGGAGCGCAUUUUGAACGCCUGCGGCUCUUCUUCCCCUGGCCUCCUGCUCUUCUUCCCCUGGCCUCCUGCUCUUCUUCCCCUGGCCUCCUGCUCUUCUUCCCCUGGCCUCCUGCUCUUCUUCCCCUGGCCUCCUGCUCUUCUUCCCCUGGCCUCCUGCUCUUCUUCCCCUGGCCUCCUGCUCUUCUUCCCCUGGCCUCCUGCUCUUCUUCCCCUGGCCUCCUGCUCUUCUUCCCCUGGCCUCCUGCUCUUCUUCCCCUGGCCUCCUGCUCUUCUUCCCCUGGCCUCCUGCUCUUCUUCCCCUGGCCUCCUGCUCUUCUUCCCCUGGCCUCCUGCUCUUCUUCCCCUGGCCUCCUGCUCUUCUUCCCCUGGCCUCCUGCUCUUCUUCCCCUGGCCUCCUGCUCUUCUUCCCCUGGCCUCCUGCUCUUCUUCCCCUCCUGCUCUUCCCCUGGCCUCCUGCUCUUCUUCCCCUGGCCUCCUGCUCUUCUUCCCCUGGCCUCCUGCUCUUCUUCCCCUGGCCUCCUGCUCUUCUUCCCCUGGCCUCCUGCUCUUCUUCCCCUGGCCUCCUGCUCUUCUUCCCCUGGCCUCCUGCUCUUCUUCCCCUGGCCUCCUGCUCUUCUUCCCCGCCUCCUGCUCUUCUUCCCCGCCUCCUGCUCUUCUUCCCCGCCUCCUGCUCUUCUUCCCCGCCUCCUGCUCUUCUUCCCCGCCUGCGGCUCUUCUUCCCCUGGCCUCCUGCUCUUCUUCCCCUGGCCUCCUGCCCUGCAGAGCGCUGGUGAUCGGAGCAAGUGCCGGAGUGAAAGGAUGGCAAAGGCACCAUCAUCACAGCCUAUCCCUUGUGCUUCCCUUGUGCUUCCAUUGCUUCCCCUCCUUCCUUCAUCUCUUCCCUCCCUUCCCCUGCAGAUUCACUGUCUGCAGCAUCUGGUGCAGGCGCUGGUGAUCGGAGCAAGCGCGGGAGUGAAAGAUAUUCACUGCCUACAGCACUUGGUGCAGGCGCUGGUGAUCGGGGCAAGCGCGGGAGUGAAAGGGGGUUUUUUCGGUCCAGAGAAGAGCAAGCAGGGGGGCAAGGAGGAGGGGGGGAAGAGUCGCAGCAAGGGCAGAGACAGGGAGGUGUCAGCCAGUGAAAUCAAGGAGUUGGAUAACUUCUUGCAGCGCCUGCUCUUCUUCCCACACUUGCUUGAUUACCCAAGUACGCGUCUCAAGAGGGACAGGGAGGUAUCAGCGAGUGAGAUCAAGGAGCUGGAUAACUUCCUGCAGCGCCUGCUCUUCUUCCCGCACCUACUCGACUACCCCAACGCCUUGCUGCAGGUUACAGACCUCUCCUUCCUGUGGCUGCGGGAGUCGUUUCUAGACCCAGCAGCAACGGCACAGGUCCCUCUCUCGGCCAGCCUCCCUGCUGCUGGGGCUGGGGAUUCUGCUGCUACUGCUGCUGCUACCACUGCUGGUGCUUCUACUGCUGCUGCUGCUGCUGGUGCUGCUGCUGGUGCUGCUGCUGGUGCUGCUGCUGGUGCUGCUGCUGGUGGUGCUGGUGGUGCUGGUGGUGCUGGUGCUGGUGGUGCUGGUGCUGGUGGUGCUGGUGGUGCUGCUGGUGGUGCUGGUGGUGCUGCUGGUGGUGCUGGUGGUGCUGCUGGUGGUGCUGGUGGUGCUGCUGGUGGUGCUGCUGCUGGUGGUGCUGCUGGUGGUGCUGGCGUGACGGGGACCCCGUGGGCGCCAUCGCUACCAGACGCAGUGCUGCUGCCGUUCACCAUCUAUGACGAUGCAGCUGAUGCGGCUCUUCGGUCGCUCAAGAGGCAGUUCCUCUUUGAUGAGGUGGAGGCGGAGGUGAGAGAGAAGCAAGGGCACUCUUGGGCAUCGCUACCAGAUGCAGUGCUGCUGCCGUUCUCCUUUUAUGAUGAUGUAGUUCAUGUGGCUCUUCGGUCGCUCAAGAGGCAGUUCCUCUUUUAUGAGGUGGAGGCGGAGGUGGGAGUGGCAUUCGACCAGCUGCUGGAAAAGCUGGCACUGGCCAUCUUCACCCACUUCAAGCAGUGUGCCGCCAGCAAGCUGCUGGACAAGUCGUUUGUGGCGGCAGCAGCAGCCCUGGGCGUGGGAGGGUCCGUGACACUCCGGUUUCCUCCUUCCCUCCUUGCUUCACAUCCCCCCAUCCCCCACCCAACGGUGCCGUUCCUCCUUGCUUCUCCAUCAUGCAGCAAGCUGCUGGACAAGUCGUUUGUGGCGGCAGCGGCAGCGCUGGGCGUGGGAGGGACGUACAGCGUGACUCCAUGCAGCUACAGCGGGCUGUUGCGCCAAACGCACCUGCAGGUGGGUGGGGUGGCUUUGGGGUCGACUCAAGGGUUAACCUCGAACUGGCUAUUGGGCCGCACUGUGGACAUGCGGGACCUGCUGACUCAGCGGCUGAACAAGCUGACGAGGCACAACCUGGAUUAUAUCCUUGCCCGCAUGGAGGGGGCAGAUCUCUGCCACAUCAUGGAGACGCAUCACCUGCUGGACGUCCUACGUGGCGCACACCGAUUGGUCGCAGAGCACUGCCCUGCCAUUGACUCCUUUGAAGCCAUUUUCACCGAGGCCACCCACGCCACCUCCCUCUCCUCACUCUCUUCCCGCACUGCCGCUUAUCACUGCCCUUCCAGGGUCAUGCCCCCUCUCAUCAACUCCUUUGAGGUCAUCUCGCCCUCACCCACCCACGCUACGUCCCUCUCCUCGCUCUCCUCCCGCACUGCCGCUUAUGUAAGUGGCAGGCAUUGGCAUCAUGACACGGCCCUUUUCAGCACUCCCAUAGCACUUCCAUCACCACUGCUAGCCGAGUCCACUCUCAUCCACUCCUUUGAACCCAUCUCCACCGGCCAAGGCCACCCACGCCACCUCCCUCUCUCCUCCCUCUCCUCCCGAAUGGGAGAGGUGGAGCAGGAUGUGCUUCCCAACUUCCUCUGGAACUCCACCACCCGCCGCUUUGUGUGGGUCGCCUCCCCGCUGCACCUGCAGCAGCGCCCCGUGCAAAGACCUGCAGUUCACCUGCCUUCUCCAGAGGUGUAUGAAGCCUUCAUGUUUGGAAACAAGGAUCUGAAUGAGGCCUAUGCGCACAUCUGUGUGCUGCACGCGCAGUUCAUAGGGCAGCCGCAUGUAGAUGCUGUGGUGGCACUGCUGGGCCCGCACUCUCUGCCCAUGCUGCUGCAGUUCUGCCUUGACUCCCUCUCCCACAAGGUAUGUGGUGCUGACUAUAGGUUGCUCUCAGUGGAUUGCGCACAUCUGUAUGCUGCACGCGCAGUUCCUGGGGCAGCCGCACGUGCAUGCUCUGGUGGCGCUGCUGGGCCCGCACUCCCUGCCCAUGCUGCUGCAGUUCUGCCUUGA